GCCACAUUAUAACUAGUAGGGGAUCCUCACCGACCAUGGCCACAGCUGCCUCGAAUCCCUACAGCAUUCUCAGUUCCACCUCCCUAGUCCAUGCGGACUCUGCGGGCAUGCAGCAGGGGAGUCCUUUCCGCAACCCUCAGAAACUUCUCCAAAGUGAUUACUUGCAGGGAGUUCCCAGCAAUGGGCAUCCCCUCGGGCAUCACUGGGUGACCAGUCUGAGCGACGGGGGCCCAUGGUCCUCCACACUGGCCACCAGCCCCCUGGACCAGCAGGACGUGAAGCCCGGGCGCGAAGACCUGCAACUGGGUGCGAUCAUCCAUCACCGCUCGCCACACGUAGCCCACCACUCACCGCACACUAACCACCCCAACGCCUGGGGGGCCAGCCCGGCACCGAACCCGUCUAUCACGUCAAGCGGCCAACCCCUCAACGUGUACUCGCAGCCUGGCUUCACCGUGAGCGGCAUGCUGGAACACGGGGGACUCACCCCACCUCCAGCUGCCGCCUCUGCACAGAGCCUGCACCCGGUGCUCCGAGAGCCCCCGGAUCACGGCGAACUGGGCUCGCACCAUUGCCAGGAUCACUCCGACGAGGAGACGCCAACCUCUGAUGAGUUGGAACAGUUCGCCAAACAAUUCAAACAAAGAAGAAUCAAGUUGGGCUUCACGCAGGCCGACGUGGGGUUGGCGCUGGGCACACUGUAUGGUAACGUGUUCUCGCAGACCACCAUCUGCAGGUUCGAGGCCUUGCAGCUGAGCUUCAAAAAUAUGUGCAAGCUGAAGCCCCUGCUGAACAAGUGGCUGGAGGAGGCGGAUUCGUCCACAGGGAGCCCGACCAGCAUUGACAAGAUCGCUGCACAGGGCCGCAAGCGCAAGAAGCGGACCUCCAUCGAGGUGAGUGUCAAGGGCGUACUGGAGACGCAUUUCCUCAAGUGUCCCAAGCCUGCCGCGCAGGAGAUCUCCUCGCUGGCAGACAGCCUCCAGUUGGAGAAGGAAGUGGUGCGUGUCUGGUUCUGUAAUCGAAGACAAAAAGAGAAAAGAAUGACUCCGCCAGGGGAUCAGCAGCCGCAUGAGGUUUAUUCGCACACCGUGAAAACAGACACAUCUUGCCAUGAUCUCUGACUGGAGGAAGCGAGGAGGCGGCCGGCCGCACUGGGAGCAGCGCGGAUUUCUCUUUCUCUCUCACUCUCUUCCUUUCAUUCUAGUAUUCUUUAUUAUUUUUCUCUCUCUCUCGUUCGCUCGCUCUCUCGUACUCUCUCUCUUUUCCCUCCUUUCCUUUUUCUUUCCUUUCCCCUUUUUCUUUCCCUUCUUUUUCCCUUUCCUUUCCUUUCAUUUUCUUUCCUUUCCCCUUCCCUUCCCUUCCCUUCCAUCUCUUCCUUUCCUUUCCUUUCUUUUCUUUUGCUUUCCUUUCCUUUUUUUCCCUUUUCUUUCCUUUUCAUAAGAGGUUCUAACUUCUGUUGACAAAGGAAACACAUACUCUCUCAUUCAGGCUUCUCAAUGCUGAUACACAGUUACAUUAAGCAGUCCAAGCUGGGAUCUCAUAUUCCUGGCUCCCCGGGCAACAGUUCCCUUUAGCCUUUUCUGCUGAUCAAUACAUAUUGUUUACUCAGAGUAAGGUUUGUUUGGUCGCUCCUCUCUAGGAAGAACAAGGAGUGGGAUAACGUGGGGGCGGGGUGGGGCGGGGGAGGGAUUGGGAAGACAGAUGUGUGCCUCUGAAUAACCUUUCAGCGCCUUGGUUAUAGCAGCUGUAUUUCAGGUGAAAUUUGUUUUACAAUAGACUAGUUUUGCAUUUUUAAAAACUUCUAUAGCGUUUCUAAAUGUCUGCGGUGUUUUACUACAAUCUGUACACAAUAUUUGUGAGAUAAUUUGUAUCUAAUCGACCACUCCAUGUUAUUAUUGCUAUUAUUAUUACUACUUCGUUGAGCUGAUGGCUUUUUAAUUGCUUAGAAAAGGGAGGAGAUGAAUGGGAAUAGGCGGGGAGAGAGAUGCCUAUCUACUCACCGCCCCCCCCCUUCCCAAAUCUCUAUGAGGAGGAGAGGAUACAACGAAGAGAGUUAUUGAUGAUGAUAUUGGUUAUAUUUUUUUUCCGGGGUGGAGUGCCUAGGAAGGGCAGAAUAGGGAAGCCUAUUAGGUUUGCAAACUAGUGCGAAGUAGCAGCGGCGAUUUCGCAGCUUUCUGCCCUCCCUCCUGGAAGUGUGGAGCCCGCGCAGGCUACCGCAGCAUAGAUCGAGGUAUCUGAGAAGGAUUCGGCGGCAACUCUGGGCCAAAGAGGUGGCCUGACAGUCUGGGAGGGCUCCGCACUCACCGGACUCCAGGAUUCCUGCGCGCAGAAAUCCAGGCCCCCAGCCUCGCUAGGGCGACCUUCCGCGCGACCUCACUUCGGCCCUCCUAGAGGAAAGACUUUGCCUUCACACGCGAUUACUUUCACUGGAGAUCACGACCCGGAGACGCUGGCGACUGGGCCAGCGCCUCCCAUUUCGGUUCACCUCCAGUUCACCGCCCCCUCUGAGUAAGAAACCCUUGGGGAGGGGUGGCGAGGGAGUGGGGGAUAGGCAUUCUCUGCUCAGUGCAGAACGGCAAUGAAAUGAUUGGCAAAGGUCACAGGGAUUCUGGUCCAUCCGCGUACCACCUCUCCCCCCAUGUAUAUACCGCUGUCUGUGUGUGGGCUCGUGGGGAGCUGUCUCGGCGUUUCUGAUAAGCACAGCUGGUGGAAGCCCACAGCGACGAUCCAGCGAGCUAGCGAGCGCCCGGGAGGCUGGGUUCCUGCUUUUUAAAAUAUAAAUAUAUAUAUAUUUUUAAAUCUCUGUGUGUAUGUGUCUCUGUGCGUGUGUGUGUGUGCGUGCGCGUGCAAACGUGUGUGUGUAGAUAGCUGUGUGUAUCGCGUUACUAUGUACAAAAACAAAAAGUACAAAAAAAAAAAAAAACCUGGCUAGGCUGUGUAGAGAUCCCAAAAAUAUGCAGUUGCUGUGGCUUUAUUGCUAGCUAGUAUCCACACACCAGGUCCACAGGCGAACCUCAUUCCCAAGGAGCACACACGUGUGAGGCCGGCCAAGCACCCAACACCCAGCCGCCGCCGGCCAGACCUGGCUGGGGGCGCUGCACGCCACUGCUGGCCGCCUAGUCCGGCCUUUAGGCGCAGCUGCUGUAGACAAAGCUUCAAACUACCUAAGGACCAGAAAGCCCGGCCCGGUUGUCGAGGAUGCGUUAGUAUGAGUUGCCAGGCCUCUGGUCCACCACACUGUGUCUCCCUCAGCUGCAGGUCGAAGAGCAUGUGUUAAUUCAAAUCCCGGACCCUUCUACUUUUUUGUCAAGUCUCUGCAUUCUGUUGGUAGUUAGGUUUUAGUUCUGGGAUUUUAUUUUUUUUUCCCCCACACUGAGUUCAUGUUUUACAACUGUUGGGAGUUUUUUGUUUGUUUCGAUUUUUUUUCUUUGCAGUUAAUUGCUAUGGUUCGAACCUGAGUUAACCCAAAUAUUUCUGCCGACUUUAUAACUGUACAGUUUUGUAUAUUAAACGUUUUUGAAGUUAUUAAUUUAAAGAAAGAUCAUUUAGUUUAUUCAUUUAGUAACUGAUGUAUAAUAAACGCUAUUUUCAUUAAGAGUUGCUUUUUCAACUAUUUUAUUCAAAUUGCCUAUUGCAGUUGCCAACAAUUAUUUAUUUUCAAUAAAUUCUGCAUUGUGUUUAAAAGGAAAUUCUUUCACAGAUAAGUUGGAUGUCAAAAAGAAAACAAUUCGCUGUAAUGUUUGAUGUGAAGUUUUAGUCAAGGGGUUUAUAUUGACGCAAUAUUUUAUUGUUGUAAAAGAUUAAAAAGGUUUAAAUAAAACAUUUUUCCAAAAAAAAA
Homo sapiens (human) is the source of this 3838-nucleotide messenger RNA. RefSeq names its product POU class 3 homeobox 4 (gene POU3F4). Lineage: Eukaryota; Metazoa; Chordata; Mammalia; Primates; Hominidae. Gene Ontology annotation, molecular function: DNA binding; DNA-binding transcription factor activity; DNA-binding transcription factor activity, RNA polymerase II-specific. Gene Ontology annotation, biological process: brain development; regulation of transcription by RNA polymerase II; regulation of DNA-templated transcription. The coding region runs from base 36 to 1121 and encodes 361 amino acids. The record is from RefSeq and is marked reviewed. Gene Ontology annotation, cellular component: nucleus. The transcript has a single exon.